CUUCUCCGUGACGCUGGUGGCUACCGUGAUUGGCCAUCGGGGCGUGGCAUCUUCCAUAACUCCGCGAAGACCUUCCUUGUUUGGGUUUGCGAGGAGGAUCAUAUCCGUAUUAUCUCGAUGCAAAAGGGGGGCAAUUUGCUUGCAGUUUACAAACGAUUAAUUCAAGGUAUCAAAGCAAUUGAGGAGAAAAUGAAAUUUGCGCACAGUACAAAAUACGGUUACUUGACUUGCUGUCCUUCAAACCUGGGUACCACAAUGCGUGCAAGCGUACAUGUUCGUGUACCUAAAUUAAGUGCGAAUAAGGAGAAGUUCCAGGAAGUCUGUAGCAAGUUCAACCUCCAGGCUCGAGGUUUUCAUGGUGAGCACACCGAAUCUCCCGAUGGCAUCUACGACAUCAGCAACAAACGCCGCUUAGGUUUGACUGAGCUAGAGGCGGCAACCGAAAUGGGCAAGGGUGUGGCCGAAAUCAUCAAGAUAGAAUCUUCAAUGUGA
This is a messenger RNA of Protopolystoma xenopodis, 492 nucleotides long. The record is from the annotation of a GenBank genome assembly. Lineage: Eukaryota; Metazoa; Platyhelminthes; Monogenea; Polystomatidea; Polystomatidae.